Messenger RNA from Callorhinus ursinus (northern fur seal), 831 nucleotides. It is a transcript of the gene NKX6-2, whose product is annotated as NK6 homeobox 2. Gene Ontology annotation, molecular function: RNA polymerase II cis-regulatory region sequence-specific DNA binding; DNA-binding transcription factor activity, RNA polymerase II-specific. Gene Ontology annotation, cellular component: nucleus. NCBI's taxonomy places the organism in Eukaryota, Metazoa, Chordata, Mammalia, Carnivora, Otariidae. Gene Ontology annotation, biological process: regulation of transcription by RNA polymerase II; cell differentiation. The record is from RefSeq and is a predicted model, not a curated record.
AUGGACGCUAACCGCCCGGGCGCGUUCGUGCUGAGCAGCGCGCCGCUGGCCGCGCUGCACAACAUGGCCGAGAUGAAGACGUCGCUGUUCCCGUACGCGUUGCAGGGCCCGGCCGGCUUCAAGGCGCCCGCGCUGGGCGGCCUGGGCGCGCAGCUGCCGCUCGGCACCCCUCAUGGCAUCAGCGACAUCCUGGGGCGGCCGGUGGGCGCGGCGGGCGGCGGCCUCCUGGGCGGCCUGCCCCGUCUCAACGGGCUCGCCUCGUCGGCCGGCGUCUACUUCGGGCCUGCGGCCGUGGCGCGCGGCUAUCCCAAGCCGCUGGCCGAGCUGCCCGGGCGCCCGCCCAUCUUCUGGCCCGGCGUGGUGCAGGGCUCGCCCUGGAGGGACCCGCGCCUGGCCGGCCCGGCCCAGGCCGGCGGGGUCCUGGACAAGGACGGCAAGAAGAAGCACUCACGGCCGACCUUCUCCGGCCAGCAGAUUUUCGCGCUGGAGAAGACCUUCGAACAGACCAAGUACCUGGCCGGCCCUGAGCGCGCGCGCCUCGCCUACUCCCUGGGCAUGACCGAGAGCCAGGUCAAGGUGUGGUUCCAGAACCGCCGGACCAAGUGGCGCAAGCGGCACGCGGCUGAGAUGGCGUCGGCCAAGAAGAAGCAGGACUCCGACGCCGAGAAGCUGAAGGUGGGCGGCUCGGACGCGGAGGACGACGACGAGUACAACCGGCCUCUGGACCCCAACUCGGACGACGAGAAGAUCACGCGGCUGCUCAAGAAGCACAAACCCGCGAACUUGGCGCUGGUCAGCCCGUGCGGCGGCGGCGCGGGGGACGCCUUGUGA